Morchella sextelata is the source of this 1059-nucleotide messenger RNA. RefSeq lists its product as uncharacterized. Lineage: Eukaryota; Fungi; Ascomycota; Pezizomycetes; Pezizales; Morchellaceae. The coding region runs from base 1 to 1059 and encodes 352 amino acids. The transcript has 3 exons. The record is from RefSeq and is a predicted model, not a curated record.
AUGUGCCAGCUCAGCUGGAUCCGUCGAUUCUCCACCAACGCGAGGUCGAAGGGAAAGUUCCAAGGCUCCUUGGAGGCGUCAACAGGGCCGCGGCAGGUCACGCGCCAAACCUCUGGUGCCCGUGCUGUGCUUGAAGGGGGGGAAAUGGGGCUUGCCGACACCGUGGGGUGCAAAGGCCAGUUCGUUUUCACCUGGUGGUCGAUCAUCGGGCUGCCAGGAUCGGGUCCGUCGGCGUGCGGUAUCGUGGGCGGGUUUGGGAGGGAUGGGUGGAGGAGAUGGAGUUGCCUGUAUGGGCAGGUGGAGGAGGAUGGAAAGGCCUGGAUGGGCAUGAGGGUGACGCCUUUAUGGGCGAGUGGAGGAUCAGGCCUGAAGGGGCUAAGGGAUAGAGGCCUUAUGGGCAAGAGGAGGAUGGGGUAUGAGGAGGGCGCCCCUGACGGGCAUGAGGAGAGAGGCCCCAAAAGGGCAGAGGAACGAGUCUCCUUUAAAGGAGCAGGUAUCCUGUUGGAAAGGGAGGAGAGAGUCUCCUAUUGGGGAGAGAGAGGAGAGAGUCUCCAUUGGGGAGAGAGGAGAGAGUCGCCUGGAAGGCGACAUGGGAAGAGACGCCUCCAAGGGCAAGAAACGACAACCGGCCACAUGGCCAUACAGAGGAAUCCGCCCCACGGGCACCAAGACCUUCGCCUCACGGGCGACCAACCAACUCCGGGACGAGCGCCGCACGACCAACAGCUCCCUCCGCAGUCAAGCAAUCGUGCUUGGACUGACGACCAGCCUUACGGGCUCAGCGAAAAAUCACUUACCAACUUCCUCCGCGAGAUGCACCAGCAUCGCCGACUCCGGAACAACAAAAAUUCGAUGCUCUCAACCACCUUCAAGGGAGCAUCGUGGACGGACUGUUCCCACACAGUUACCAGGAGCGGGAUCCAAGGCACCAAGGGAACCAAGUCUCGCACCAUCACAAACAUCAACAGAGACUGGGUUUUCUUGGGCCAACAGGAUCGAACGACUCUGCUGCCGCUUAACACCAUUCCGCACAGCGCGAAGAAAAGCGGCAGUUUUUAA